AUCAAUAUGUCAUUUUAAUUUUACGUCUUCGUGUUUUGUAGACGACUCAAAUAAAUAUUGAAUAAAAAUUACGUUUUGUACUAAAGUAAUGAUUUAAAAUGUCACAAAACUCUCUUAUUCGUUUUAAUGAAUUAAUUGUGUAGUAUUGUGAUUAUAAUUUUGAUUGUAUAAAUCCUGUAAUAGUUAAGUAUUCAAGAUGGUUUUAGCAGAUUUAGGUCGUAAAAUAACCACUGCCUUGCAGUCUCUUAGCAGAGCUACCAUUAUUAAUGAAGAGGUUUUAAACUCUAUGCUUAAACAAAUAUGUGCUGCACUACUGGAAGCCGAUGUUAACAUUCGUUUAGUCAAGAAUCUUCGUGAGAAUGUUCGUGCUGUCAUUGAUUUUGAUGAAAUGGCUGGGGGGCUGAAUAAGCGCCGUAUGAUACAGUCUGCUGUUUUCAAGGAACUUGUGAAACUAGUGGAUCCCGGUGUAAAACCAUAUCAACCAGUCAAAGGCAAGCCCAAUGUCAUAAUGUUUGUGGGGCUUCAGGGAUCUGGUAAAACCACAACUUGUACAAAACUUGCUUAUCACUAUUUAAGAAAAAAUUGGAAAUCAUGUUUAGUCUGUGCGGACACAUUCAGAGCGGGUGCUUAUGAUCAAGUAAAACAGAAUUGUACUAAAGCCAGAAUACCUUUUUAUGGAAGUUACACAGAAGUAGAUCCCGUUGUUAUAGCAACUACUGGGGUGGAUAUGUUCAAAAAAGAAAACUUUGAAAUGAUCAUUGUGGAUACUAGUGGCCGACACAAACAGGAAGAAUCACUAUUCGAAGAGAUGUUGGCAGUUGCCAAUGCUAUUAAACCGGACAACAUCAUUUUCGUAAUGGAUGCUACAAUAGGUCAAGCUUGUGAGUCCCAAGCCAGGGCUUUUAAAGAGAAAGUGGACAUUGGUUCUGUUAUAAUUACCAAGUUAGAUGGGCAUGCAAAAGGUGGUGGUGCCCUUUCUGCUGUUGCAGCAACAGAGAGUCCUAUUAUUUUCAUUGGAACAGGAGAACAUAUAGAUGACUUGGAGCCAUUUAAGACAAAACCAUUUAUUAAUAAACUGUUGGGUAUGGGUGACAUUGAAGGACUUUUGGAUAAAGUCAAUGAACUGAAAUUAGAUGACAAUGAUGAACUAUUAGAAAAACUUAAACAUGGCCAAUUUACUCUCCGUGCUAUGUAUGAACAGUUCCAAAACAUUAUGAAGAUGGGACCUUUUUCACAAAUAAUGGGUAUGAUCCCAGGAUUUUCUCAAGACUUGAUGUCCAAGGGUAGUGAACAAGAAUCAAUGGCCAGGCUGAAGCGUCUUAUGACUAUAAUGGAUUCCAUGAAUGAAGGAGAACUAGAUCAUCGUGAUGGCGCCAAACUAUUUUCUAAACAGCCCACUCGCAUAACAAGGGUCGCCCAAGGAGCCGGUGUUACAGAGCGUGAUGUUAAAGAUUUAAUUGCACAAUACACAAAGUUUGCAGCGGUAGUUAAGAAAAUGGGUGGCAUAAAGGGAUUAUUCAAAGGUGGUGAUAUGGCGAAAAAUGUCAAUCAGACUCAAAUGGCAAAACUAAAUCAACAAAUGGCAAAAAUGAUGGAUCCACGUAUUCUACAACAAAUGGGUGGAAUGUCAGGUUUACAUAAUAUGAUGAAGCAGUUGCAACAAGGUUCGAGUGGAAUGAAUAGCUUAAUGGGUGGCAAAUGACACUGAAUUCAUCUAAUUUAGCAAUUGAUAUAUUUGUAAACCUUGAUAAUCA
Molecule: messenger RNA, 1754 nt
Organism: Achroia grisella
Lineage: Eukaryota; Metazoa; Arthropoda; Insecta; Lepidoptera; Pyralidae
Gene: Srp54k
Product: signal recognition particle subunit SRP54
Exons: 7
Coding region: 197-1702 (501 amino acids)
Biological process (GO): SRP-dependent cotranslational protein targeting to membrane; SRP-dependent cotranslational protein targeting to membrane, translocation
Cellular component (GO): signal recognition particle, endoplasmic reticulum targeting; cytosol
Molecular function (GO): ATP hydrolysis activity; endoplasmic reticulum signal sequence receptor activity; GTPase activity
Source: RefSeq, a predicted model, not a curated record